Messenger RNA from Helianthus annuus (common sunflower), 1649 nucleotides. RefSeq names its product tRNA-dihydrouridine(20/20a) synthase. Gene Ontology annotation, molecular function: tRNA dihydrouridine synthase activity; flavin adenine dinucleotide binding. The record is from RefSeq and is a predicted model, not a curated record. The coding region runs from base 130 to 1437 and encodes 435 amino acids. NCBI's taxonomy places the organism in Eukaryota, Viridiplantae, Streptophyta, Magnoliopsida, Asterales, Asteraceae. The transcript has 13 exons. Gene Ontology annotation, biological process: tRNA dihydrouridine synthesis.
CUUUAAACUCCACAUCCAACUUUGAAAUGACUUUUGCGGCCAAUCACGUUCUCUCCACCAAGGGCUCAAAUCAACCACAGAUUUGAUACACGUUCAUGAAAGUGGUGCUACCAUCUAAGUAGAGGGACAAUGAAGUCCGCUGGACAUGCUUUGCUUUCUUCUUUCAAACCUCCUUAUUCUUUUCCCCAAAAAAACUAUCGCAGAUUGCCUUCAAACUUAGUCUGUGGAAUUUCAACUACUAAAUCAAGGAAAUUUAACACAUACAAUCAGAAGCAUCACUCACUUUCAAAUUUCGACAUGGUUGCUGAAAAAUAUUUACCUCCUUGGUUCAGUGUUGCCCCGAUGAUGGAGUGGACAGAUAAUCAUUAUAGGACAAUGGCUCGCCUUGUAUCAAAACAUGCAUGGCUUUAUACAGAGAUGCUUGCUGCAGAGACGAUUGUUUACCAGGAGAAGAAUUUGGACAGAUUUUUAGGCUUUUCUCCAGACCAGCAUCCUAUUGUACUUCAAAUUGGUGGAAAUAACUUGGAAAAUCUGGCGAAAGCAACUCGACUAGCAAACAGUUACGGUUACGACGAGAUCAAUUUGAAUUGUGGGUGUCCUAGCCCAAAGGUAGCAGGACACGGGUGUUUUGGUGUGCGUCUUAUGCUUGAUCCCGAGUUUGUUGCUGAGGCUAUGAAUGUCAUUGCUGCUAACACGGAUGUUCCAGUUAGUGUUAAAUGUCGUAUUGGUGUUGAUGAUCAUGAUUCUUACAAUGAACUCUGUAAUUUUAUACAUAAAGUUUCAUCUCUAUCACCAACUAGACAUUUUAUAAUACAUUCCAGAAAGGCAUUGCUGAACGGAAUUAGCCCUGCUGAUAAUAGAAGAAUUCCUCCCUUGAAAUACGAGUACUAUUAUGCUCUCCUUCGUGACUUUCCAGACCUCCGGUUUACAAUUAACGGAGGCAUAACUAGCAUUGAUGAGGUACGUGCAGCACAAAAUGAAGGAGCUCACGGUGUUAUGGUUGGUCGUGCCGCCUAUCACAAUUCAUGGUCCAUGUUAGGAAACGUUGAUACGGCAAUCUAUGGUGCACCACCUAGCGGUGUGACUCGUCGUCAGGUCUUGGAGAAGUAUCAGGUGUAUGCUGAUUCAGUCAUAGGAAUAUAUGGAAACAAUAAACCAAGUCUCCGGGAUUUGGUUAAGCCUUUAUAUGGUCUCUUUUGGGGGGAACAUGGAAAUGGAGUGUGGAAACGGAACGCUGAUUCCGCUUUCCAUCAUUGCAAGACGUUCAAAUCCUUGAUGGAGGAGACUAUGUCGGCUAUUCCUGAUUCAGUUCUGGAUUCACCUGUUGCUGAUGCGUAUUCGACUACUUGCAUAGAUAAAUUUGCCGAUUCGAAAAAUCUGCUACCGUUGCCUUAUACAGUGGAGGAGGAAGAAGAAAAACAGUUGUUGUAUGCUUAGCUUGUGAGCAUAGUACUAGUAUACUCUAUAUCAUGUUUGUGCACUAGUUGACAUUUUUGGGAAAUAGAUCAUGGCUGCAAGUUAAAGAAAAUUGACCAAAAUGGAAUGUUUAUUCAUUGACAAUCAUUUUGUUUGUUGCAUGUUAAUCACAGAUACAAGACUUCAGUUAUGAAGGCAAAAAUGACCUAAAAAUCAGUAUGUAUAUGCAUUUA